AUGAAGACGCGCCGCUCUAGACACGCCUUUGGUCUGCCUCACCGCGUGCACGGGGGAGCGCACUCGUGGAAGGCGCUGUCAUGUCCCAGUCCCAUCAGAAGCGCUCUGCUGCAUGCGCCGUGGGUAAACUUGACUUGUUUGGGGAGUAGGCUGUUUGAAAACUACUGCUACCACAACUACAACGUCCAGUGUGGUCACCCCUCCCACCCCCUAACCCUCACACCCCCUUCCCUGGCUCCACACAUCUGGAGGGAGGAGAGGAUUGGAGAGCGCGCGUUCCCAUCACUUCACCCCAACUCGCAUCACCAGGAGCAGCGAGACAGCAGUGGACUUUUGCGCACACACCUUUUUCCUUCUGGGAUCAUGUACAAACUUUGGAAACGCGACAACUUCCAAGGAACUCUUCGUGCAUUCAAGGCGGCGAUGACCCGCGACGUGGUGCCACCUUGUGCCACAGCAGAUGCAGAUCCGUAA
Messenger RNA from Knipowitschia caucasica, 474 nucleotides. The record is from the annotation of a GenBank genome assembly. Lineage: Eukaryota; Metazoa; Chordata; Actinopteri; Gobiiformes; Gobiidae.